Molecule: messenger RNA, 869 nt
Organism: Anoplopoma fimbria (sablefish)
Lineage: Eukaryota; Metazoa; Chordata; Actinopteri; Perciformes; Anoplopomatidae
Gene: gjb7
Product: gap junction protein beta 7
Exons: 2
Coding region: 81-869 (262 amino acids)
Biological process (GO): cell communication
Cellular component (GO): connexin complex
Source: RefSeq, a predicted model, not a curated record
CGCACUCAGAACAGACCCGACACCAGCUGCUCACACAGAGGAGGAAUCCCCCCGGAUCACCGCCGGACACUCAGAGGAAGAUGAACUGGGGCUUCUUGGAGAACGUCCUCAGCGGGGUGAACAAGUACUCCACUGUGAUCGGGCGGAUCUGGCUCUCCGUGGUCUUCCUCUUCCGGAUCCUGGUGUACGUGGCGGCGGCGGAGCAGGUGUGGAAGGACGAGCAGAGGGACUUCGUGUGCAACACCCGGCAGCCCGGCUGCGAGAACGCCUGCUACGACCACUUCUUCCCCAUCUCGCAGAUCCGCCUGUGGGCCCUGCAGCUCAUCAUGGUGUCCACGCCGUCGCUGCUGGUGGCGCUGCACGUGGCCUACAGGGAGCACCGCGAGGUCAAGCACCACCGCAAGCUGUACAAGGACAAAGGGAGCAUCGACGGCGGUCUGUUCUGCACCUACAUCGUCAGCCUGGUCUUCAAGAUGACCUUCGAGGCCGGCUCCCUGUUCGCCUUCUACUUCCUGUACGGCGGCUUCCAGGUGCCCACGCUGCUCCGCUGCAGCCAGAGUCCCUGCCCCAACACGGAGGACUGCUUCAUCGGCCGGGCCACGGAGAAGAAGAUCUUCCUCUACAUCAUGGGCUGCACCUCCAUGCUGUGCAUCGGCCUGAAUUUCGCGGAGCUCGUGUACAUCAUCUGGAAGCACCUGUGGAAGUGCUUCACCCGCCGCUACGUCCCCGUGAGGGAGAAGGAGGUCAGACAAUGCAGGUCGCCGUUUUCUGUUGUCAACGAGUUUGCGUCAGCUGAUCCCACAGUAAACACGGAGGAGGGCACCAGACGGCCUGCUCCGCCUGCUGAAAACCAGCCUGUCCAGUCCUAG